This is a messenger RNA of Lagenorhynchus albirostris (white-beaked dolphin), 3477 nucleotides long. It is a transcript of the gene AKT3, whose product is annotated as AKT serine/threonine kinase 3. Gene Ontology annotation, molecular function: protein serine/threonine kinase activity; ATP binding. Gene Ontology annotation, biological process: protein phosphorylation. The record is from RefSeq and is a predicted model, not a curated record. The coding region runs from base 313 to 2085 and encodes 590 amino acids. The transcript has 19 exons. NCBI's taxonomy places the organism in Eukaryota, Metazoa, Chordata, Mammalia, Artiodactyla, Delphinidae.
UCCCCUGCAGCCCGCCGCCUGCCCUCCCGCCGGCCACACCGGCUCCAGGGGGGCCAGAGGCUCUGCGGGGUGGGGGGAGGACAGGAGGGGAGGAGGAGGGAGGGGGACCCCCGAGUCGCCCCCUCUCCUCCCCCCGCCCCCCGGCUCCAUCCUCCGCCGCCGCCCGAGCAGCUGCGGGGCCGCCGCCGCCGCCUUUGCAGGCUGAGUCAUCACUAGAGAGUGGGAAGGGCAGCAGCAGCAGAGAAUCCAAACCCCAAAGCUGGUAUCACAAAGUACCUUUUCUCCAAGUUGGGGGCUCAGAGGGGCGCCAUCAUGAGCGAUGUUACCAUUGUGAAAGAAGGUUGGGUUCAGAAGAGGGUAGCAGGAAUAUUUUGUGUGGUGAAAAGUUGCUGUACUACUCUCAUGACACUGUUCUCCAAAGCCUGGAUCAAAGGGCAGCACAGGAGACUAUGGAUUAGCUAUGUCAGUUGCAUAGUUUUAUAUUUCACUGCUGAAAAUUUCAGAUUUGACUUUUAUCUCCAGGAACAUGGAGAAUAUAUAAAAAACUGGAGGCCAAGAUAUUUCCUUUUGAAGACAGAUGGCUCAUUCAUAGGAUAUAAAGAGAAACCCCAAGAUGUGGAUUUACCUUAUCCCCUCAACAACUUUUCAGUAGCAAAAUGCCAGUUAAUGAAAACAGAACGACCAAAGCCAAACACAUUUAUUAUCAGAUGUCUCCAGUGGACCACUGUUAUAGAGAGAACAUUUCAUGUAGACACUCCAGAGGAAAGGAUAAAAGAAAACUACAUGGUCAUUUCAACAGGUGCAGAAGAAGCAUUUGAAAAAAUUCAACACUCUUUCAUAACAAAAACACCCAGCUGGCUAGGAAUGGAAGGGAACUUACUCAACUUGAUUAAGGGUAUCUACAAACUACAGGUUAAUAAUACUCAAAGGGAAGAAUGGACAGAAGCUAUCCAGGCUGUAGCAGACAGACUCCAGAGGCAAGAAGAGGAGAGAAUGAAUUGUAGUCCAACUUCACAAAUUGAUAAUAUAGGAGAGGAAGAGAUGGAUGCUUCUACAACCCAUCAUAAAAGAAAGACAAUGAAUGAUUUUGACUAUUUGAAACUACUAGGUAAAGGCACUUUUGGGAAAGUUAUUUUGGUUCGAGAGAAAGCAAGUGGAAAAUACUAUGCUAUGAAGAUUCUGAAGAAAGAAGUUAUUAUUGCCAAGGAUGAAGUGGCACACACUUUAACUGAAAGCAGAGUAUUAAAGAACACUAGACAUCCCUUUUUAACAUCCUUGAAAUAUUCCUUCCAGACAAAAGACCGUUUGUGUUUUGUGAUGGAAUAUGUUAAUGGGGGAGAGCUGUUUUUCCAUUUGUCGAGAGAGAGGGUGUUCUCUGAGGACCGCACACGUUUCUAUGGUGCAGAAAUUGUCUCUGCCUUGGACUAUCUACAUUCCGGAAAGAUUGUGUACCGUGAUCUCAAGUUGGAGAAUUUGAUGCUGGAUAAAGAUGGCCACAUAAAAAUUACAGAUUUUGGACUUUGCAAAGAAGGGAUCACAGAUGCAGCCACCAUGAAGACAUUCUGUGGUACACCGGAAUAUCUGGCACCAGAGGUGUUAGAAGAUAAUGACUAUGGCCGAGCCGUGGAUUGGUGGGGCCUUGGGGUUGUCAUGUAUGAAAUGAUGUGCGGGAGGUUACCUUUCUACAACCAGGAUCAUGAGAAACUUUUUGAACUAAUUCUAAUGGAAGACAUUAAAUUUCCUCGAACACUCUCUUCAGAUGCAAAAUCAUUGCUUUCAGGGCUCUUGAUAAAGGAUCCAAAUAAACGCCUUGGUGGAGGACCAGAUGAUGCAAAAGAAAUUAUGAGACACAGUUUCUUUUCUGGAGUAAACUGGCAAGAUGUGUAUGAUAAAAAGCUUGUACCUCCUUUUAAGCCUCAAGUAACAUCUGAGACAGACACCAGAUACUUUGAUGAAGAAUUUACAGCUCAGACUAUUACAAUAACACCACCUGAAAAGUAUGAUGAGGACGGUAUGGACUGCACGGACAGUGAGAGGCGGCCGCAUUUCCCUCAGUUUUCCUACUCUGCAAGCGGACGAGAAUAAGUCUCUUCUGCUACUUCACUGUCAUCUUAGAUUUAUUACUGAAAAUGAUUCCUGGACAUCACAGCAGUCCUAGCUCUUACAAAUGCAGGAGCACCUUCAGACAUCCCAGACCAGUCCAAGGUCUUCACCCCUCGCCGCCUUUCACCCACAUGAGAACACACAUAUAUGCAGACAUACUCGACUUUUGUUUUUGCAUGAAAUUGUAUCUCAGUCUAAGGUCUCAUGCUGUUGCUGCUACUGUCUUACUAUUAUAGCAACUUUAAGAGGCUUGAACCUUGUCCAUGCUCGAGAGACUCAAUGGUCUUAGCGGGUGUAUCAUCCCACCGCCUCCAGAGCCCUAAUCCACAUCCUUCUGAGAGGCCAUGAAGAGGAUGUGAUGUGAUGUGAUGAUGAUGACAGAUCCGUGCCAGGGAGAACAGCCUGAGGUCAGGGACUUGUCCCGACUGCAGCCUUGCCCUUAGUGUUCCAUUGUCAUCCUCAAGGACAACACAACACUUUCAGCGCCCAUUUUUAUUACUUUAAAGCACUUGAGGGCUUCAUUGUGAAUAGUAGAAAUACUAUGUUAAACUAAAAUGAUGAUCUGUGUACAGAUGUUUGAUAGAAGUAAAUUUUGUAAUUUCACUGAGUACAUUUUUAGCCUCCUCUCAAUUACUGCAUAUUGAAGAAGAAACAUGACACCACCAAGCCAAAGAUGCUUUUUGUCUGUUUUUGUUGUUAACAGAGUGGAGAGGAUAAUGCCUAGUGCUUCCUGGUGUCUUCUGACUGUGCACAAAUUAGCAGGAUGAUAAAUAAUGGAGUCUUAUGGGAUGUUGAUUAAAAGCAAAUAAAGUUGAAGGAUAAUAUAUAUAGAUCUCUCCAAGAGGGAAAGAAACAUGAAUGGCAGGAAAAAAGGUUUGGUCCUUAAUACCCUUUAGCCUAGUUAAAAUAUGUGCCUUUUUUUGGUGUGGUUUUUUUUCAUCACUACAAGAUAAAAAGGAAACAUUUCAAGUCUUCAAAAAAUUCAUUUAUUGAAAUUCACAUGUGUAACAAAGCAUACAAAUGAGCAGAUAUAAAAACAUAAUAACUUCGAGCCUUUUCUGAAAACAUACACCAGGAGGUCUCCUCGUCUAGUGUCAGACUUCAGCUCCAGCCCAUCCAUCCUGCAGGGACCGCUUGGCAACGAAUGUGGCGGUGAUGACGCAGCCCGCCGCAGUCUAAGGUGGGGUCCACUGGGAAGGUCGCGGUGCAUUGUGGCAUAUUACGUAUAAAUCAGAUGAAUGUAAAUAUCUCUUUGUAAAUCAUUUAUUUCACUGUUUCAUCCAGGUCAGCAAUCAGAUUGUGGCAUGCUGGGUAACUGGAAAAAAUGAUAAUAAAAAAAACUGAGCGAUGCGGAAGCAAAGAACUUACCUGAAG